This is a messenger RNA of Striga hermonthica, 1596 nucleotides long. Lineage: Eukaryota; Viridiplantae; Streptophyta; Magnoliopsida; Lamiales; Orobanchaceae. The record is from the annotation of a GenBank genome assembly.
AUGGUUAGAAGAAAGAGUAUAGCCAUUUUCUUGAUCCUUUUCCUACAACUUUCAGCAAAUUGCAAUUCGGCCCCUCUCUCGACCCGGUCCCGGUGGAUAGUCGACGAGGCAACCGGACAGCGCGUAAAGCUGAAGUGCGUGAACUGGGUUUCCCACUUGCAGCCAAUGAUAGCGGAAGGGCUCGACAAGAAGCCCCUGAGUGUCAUUGUGGGGAACAUAUCACAAUCGGGCUUUAACUGCGUGAGAUUUUCGUGGGCCACGUAUAUGUUCACCCGGCACGAAUAUUACGGCCUGACGGUCUCGCAGUCACUCGACAAGUAUAACUUGGUGGCUGCAAAAGCAGGCGUGGAUGAGCACAACAAGUGGAUUCUGAAAAUGAAGAUAAAGGAAGCUCACGAGGCCGUGGUGAACGAGCUCGGGAGACAGAGACUCAUGGUGGUGCUCGAUAACGCGAUUAGCCAGCCCGAGUGGUGUUGCGACGGCAAAGAUAGCAAUGGCUUUUUCGGGGACUCGAAUUUUGAUCCGACAGAAUGGUUUAAUGGCUUGAGAGAUGUUGCAAAAAGAUACAAAGGCAAUGCUGCGGUGAUUGGUAUGAGCCUUCGAAAUGAGCUACGAGGGUCCCGGCAAAACUUGCCCGACUAUUAUAAAUUCAUGCAAGCCGGAGCAAACACAGUUCACCAAGAAAGUCCUCAUUUUCUUGUCAUAGUCUCAGGAUUACACUCUGAUAUCAACCUCAGCUUUCUAAAAACAAAGCCAUUAAGUCUAAAUGUGAACAACAAAUUAGUCUUCGAAGCUCAUUGGUACACAUUCGGCAUCUCGCCUGGUACAUGGACCAGACGAACUAACUUUGUGUGCAAUUAUAUAACUCAAGCAGCACGCAAUAAUUAUCUUUUCUUGAUAAACGGCGACAACCCGUUUCCCCUUUUUCUAAGCGAAUUCGGCAUAGACCAAAGUGGCGAAAACGAGGCAGACAACAGGUACAUAAAUUGCUUGUUAGCAGAAGUGGCGGGAAAGGAUAUCGAGUGGUCACUGUGGGCCUUUCAAGGAAGCUACAUGCUUAGACAGGGGAAAGUCAAUGCUGAUGAAGCUUACGGAGUUUCGGAUUUUAACUGGGAUCGUCCGAGAAAUCGCCGUUUUCUUAGGAAGUUGGAACUUAUAAGACAUAUAAAUCAAGACCCGAAAUCUAAAAAACCGAGCCGCUACAUAAUGUUCCAUCCUCAAAGCGGCAAAUGCGUACGCAUCGGCGAGGCAGACCAUACUUUGCUAGACAACUGCAAAUACGCGAGCCGGUGGGACCAAGACGGGAGCCGGAUCAAGCUGGCCGGAACUCAACAGUGCCUCACGGCAAACAGAGACGGGGCCGUAGCCUCUGUUACGAAAGAUUGUUCGAGCGGUUGGCAGUUUGCAUCCAGCUCGGGACUUCAUUUGGCUGUCCAGAUUGAACAAGGCAAGUAUUUGUGCUUGGAAAAGAAUGCUUAUGGACCUAAAGUCAUUACCAAGAAAUGCCGUUGUGUUGAUGACAAACUUGCUGAUCUCAACACUUGUGAUGAAAAUCCACAAGUUCAAUGGUUUAAGUUAGUCCCUACCAAUGUGUGA